Molecule: messenger RNA, 671 nt
Organism: Dichomitus squalens LYAD-421 SS1
Lineage: Eukaryota; Fungi; Basidiomycota; Agaricomycetes; Polyporales; Polyporaceae
Exons: 4
Coding region: 137-607 (156 amino acids)
Source: RefSeq, a predicted model, not a curated record
AGAUUGUUCGUGUGGAGGCAAUAGAGAACACACUCUUUUGCCUGACCCGCGAGCAUCCUUCAGGCCCUGCAACAUCGCCAUUGCCAAAGCCUGCUUAGACGUGGACGUCAAUCUCACUCGUUUGCCUGUCUUCAAGAUGCAGCCGUCUACCAUCAAGCCUCAAAGAAUACAACACACGCGUGCCCCUUCAUUGUCGUUCUCUUAUUUUCCUUUCCCGUCGGAUAGACAGUUCCCUCUUUAUGCGCACUGCAAUUCCCAGCGUACUGGGUGUGUUCCUACAAUCCGCUGCGACACCAAUCUUGUCGUGUCAUCUCAUCGGCGAGAUCUCAUGCAAACCGUCGACUACCGCUUCUCCCCCAAAUGCACGAGGCGAUCUAGCUUCGCACUGUCGGACAUUUUUGAGAUGGAUGAGGAGGUCGUUGAGUUCGAGAUAUCCCCCAUUCUACCGUCUACGCCCAACUCCGCGACUACCCGAAGUGUGAAGUUACGCAUGAAGACCGCCCUACAUGACUUCGUGCAAGCCGUCAAAACCAAAUUGAAUCAUCCCCGUUCACCCAAGAUGUACAUCGUCGAGCCUGCAAACAGCUCGCGCAAAGUUGUCCUGUAGUAAUCCCUUGUUGAUCGUUCGAAGAAUACCGGAGUAGCAUUCUUGUACAGUAUCCCUUAGGCCC